AUGAUUCCGAUUGAAUGGGUUUGUAGGAGAAUCGCUACUGGAUCUUUUCUGAAGAGAAAUCCUGGUGUUGAAGAGGGCUACAAGUUUUAUCCACCUAAAAUUGAGAUGUUUUAUAAGGAUGAUGCAGCAAAUGAUCCACAGUGGUCUGAAGAGCAACUCGUUGAAGUUAAGUUUAAGCUGGCCGGACUUGAAAUUGGACAAACGGAAGUAGAUAUCAUGGCACAAUCCACCCGAGCCAUUUUUGAAAUACUUGAAAAAGCAUGGCAACCCCAGAAUUGUACGCUGGUGGAUUUGAAGGUUGAGUUUGGUGUUAAUGUAGCCACAAAAGAAAUUGUUCUUGCUGAUGUCAUUGAUAAUGAUUCUUGGAGGCUGUGGCCAUCUGGAGAUAGAAAACAACAAAAGGACAAACAGUCUUACCGUGACCUCAAAGAAGUGACGCCUGAAGCACUGCAAAUGGUGAAAAGAAAUUUUGAAUGGGUGGCUGAAAGAGUGGAGUUGUUACUGAAACCACAAAGUCAACGCAGAGUGGUUGUCCUCAUGGGGUCAACUUCCGAUCUUGGUCACUGUGAAAAAAUUAAAAAGGCAUGUGGCAAUUAUGGGGUGCCUUGUGAAUUACGAGUGACCUCCGCUCACAAAGGACCAGAUGAAACACUGAGGAUCAAAGCUGAAUAUGAAGCGGAUGGGAUUCCCACAGUGUUUGUUGCGGUGGCUGGGAGAAGCAAUGGCUUGGGACCUGUGUUGUCCGGAAACACUGCAUAUCCAGUUGUCAAUUGUCCUCCUCUCUCAGCUGAUUGGGGUGCCCAGGAUAUAUGGUCAUCUCUGAGAAUGCCUACUGGUCUUGGCUGUUCCACAGUUCUUUCACCUGAAGGUGCUGCCCAAUUUGCUGCUCAGAUUUUUGGGUUGAAUGACCACUGUGUUUGGGCCAAACUGCGAUCCAACAUUCUGAAUACGUGGAUCUCCUUAAAACAGGCUGACAAAAAGAUGAGAGAAUAUACUUUAUAG
Molecule: messenger RNA, 1002 nt
Organism: Protobothrops mucrosquamatus (brown spotted pit viper)
Lineage: Eukaryota; Metazoa; Chordata; Lepidosauria; Squamata; Viperidae
Gene: PAICS
Product: phosphoribosylaminoimidazole carboxylase and phosphoribosylaminoimidazolesuccinocarboxamide synthase
Exons: 7
Coding region: 1-1002 (333 amino acids)
Biological process (GO): 'de novo' IMP biosynthetic process
Molecular function (GO): phosphoribosylaminoimidazolesuccinocarboxamide synthase activity
Source: RefSeq, a predicted model, not a curated record